This is a messenger RNA of Hirsutella rhossiliensis, 2457 nucleotides long. Its product is annotated as fungal specific transcription factor domain-containing protein. Gene Ontology annotation, cellular component: nucleus. The transcript is spliced from 8 exons. The coding region runs from base 1 to 2457 and encodes 818 amino acids. Gene Ontology annotation, biological process: DNA-templated transcription; regulation of DNA-templated transcription. The record is from RefSeq and is a predicted model, not a curated record. NCBI's taxonomy places the organism in Eukaryota, Fungi, Ascomycota, Sordariomycetes, Hypocreales, Ophiocordycipitaceae. Gene Ontology annotation, molecular function: zinc ion binding; DNA-binding transcription factor activity, RNA polymerase II-specific; DNA binding.
AUGGGGUGUCGCGUGUGCCGGGCGAGAAAGGUCAAAUGCGACGGACGGCCCAACGGCUGCCGCAACUGCGAGCGCCUCGAGCUCGACUGUCUCGGCGGCGCCGCUGAGGGCGCGGCCGUGUCGUCGUCGUCGCCGCGCAAGAUCCGCACCUACCGCUCGUGCCAGAGCUGUCGCCUCAGCAAGACCAAAUGCAACGGCGUGCGCCCCUGCUGUGCCCGGUGCGCCGCCAAGGGCCUCGACUGCCUCUACGACGGCGGCUCGGCCCCGCGCUGGACCAGCAGCCUGACGACGGGCUCCCUCUCGCCCGACCACCGUGAUGCCGACGACGCCGACGACGGCGGCGACCCUGCCGCCCUGCCCAAGCUCGUCCCGCCCCGGCGCCACAGCUCCCCCGACCCCACGACCCCGGCCGACCGGAGGAAGCGGAUGCGCGGGCCGGACCACGACGACGUCGAAGCCGCCAUGGCCGGCUCGCAUCCACUCACGUGGCUGUUGUCCCCCGAGCUUCCGGCUGCUCGCAACCUGCGCCGCGUCGUCGAGCAGUACUUUGCCAACGUCCAUCCCCUGCGCUGCUUCGCCUUUGUCCACAAGCCGUCCUUUAUGCGCCAGCUCGACCGGGGCCUUGGCUCCGACGACGAGUCGGCGCUGCUGCACGUCAUCUGUGCCCACGGCGCCAGAUUCCUCGUCCUCGGCAGCUGCCUCCAGGGCGACCUGACCCCUCCCCCGGCCGUCCUGCGCACCGCCGGCAACCAGUGGGCCAAGCGCGCCGAGUACCUGAUGCUCGCAAACUUUGGCAAGAUAUCCGUCCAGAGACUCAUGACGGCCAUCCUCCUCCACGACUUCCACUUCCGCCUCGGCGAGUACGGUCAGGCGCUCAUGCUCAGCGGCCUGGCCGUCCGCAUGGCCCACGCCCUCAAGAUCAACACCGAGUGGAGCCCGGACGUGCUGUGCGCCGACGACGGCGACGACGCCGCGCCCUCAGUCGCCUCGCGCGAGAGCCGCCGCCGCCUCAUGUGGGCCUGCUACGUCCUCGACGCCUGGGCCGGCAGCGGCGUCGAGCAGCUCACCCUGCUGCGCGAGAACGACAUCAAGAUCCAGCUGCCCUGCAACGAGCGCAACUUUGGCCUCCGCAUCCCCUCCAUCACCGAGACCCUCGCCGUCGGACACGUCCUGCAGUUCCUGCCCCCCGCCAUUGUGCCCCGCCGGCCCGCCGCCAACAUGGGCAUCAUGGCCUAUUACAUUCGCGUCGUGGCCCUGUGGAAGAAGAUUGUCCGAUACGUCAACCACCUCCCCCCCAACACUCCGCCCUGGCAGCCAGACUCUCCCUUUGCCGCCCUCGACGCCGACCUGCAUCACUGGCGCAGGGAACUUCCCGACUUUGUCGAGUACUCGGCCGAGACCAUCUAUGCCCGCCUCGACUCAAACCAGUUUGGUGCCCUGGUGCUGAUACAUUGCACCUACCACCACAACUACCUCGAGCUCUACAAGCUCACCAUGCCCGACCUCUUCAAGCUGGCCAAGCCCCUCGUCUUCCCGCCCGAGCAUCGCGACUUUCUGCAAACCGCGCAGGCGAACUGCUACUAUCACGCCCGCCGCAUCACCGACAUCUUGGCCGACGCCGCCGAGCACGGCGCGCGCUUCCUGUCGGAUAGCUUGCUGCCCUUUUUCGUCUACGAUAGCAGCCGCGUCAUGCUGUACUACGUCGCACGGCUCCUCGACCCCAACUGGACGGAUGCCGAGACCAAGAUGAGGGACGCCAUCAAGGCUGUCGAGAACAACAGCCGUGUCCUGCGGCUGAUGUCUACCCUCUUUCCCAUUGCGCAGUCCCUGUCGGUCACGAUUGAACGGUGGCUCUUCAAGGUACAGCAAACCGUCAGCCAAGACGAGCUGGUGAGCAGCUUGCAAUCGGAGCACCGGCUGGACGCGCACCGGUCUGAAAUACUGAACGGAGCACGGGCCAGCCCGCCGCGGGACUCCUCCGAGUAUCUGCUGCCACCGCUCUCCCUAGCUGCCCUGAGUGGCGGCGGCGGCGGCGGCGGCGGCGGCGGCGCAGACGAACACGGCGAGAAGCGACCGGGCGACGAGUCCCCCGGAGCCAGCACCGCCGGCUGGAGCACCGUCAACCCCAACGCGGGCAACGGCGGCCCGGCCUCGUGGGAUGGAACCAGCCUGGCGGCCCACCAGCUCAUGGGCCUCAGCCAAGAGGUGCCGCCCGCUCGAUCCGGCCUGCAGCACGAGCGUCCUGUGUCGAUGCAGCUGCUCCCGCGGGGCGUGGCGGCGGCGGCGGCGGUGGCGGCGGCGCAGCAGCAGCAGCUGCCCAUGUGCGAGAGGCUGGAUCUGGACGACCUGCAGAACUUUCUGAGCUGGGACAUGUACGGCAUCAUGGAGAUGGGGGGCGGCGUGUCCAACAAUGACAUGGACGACUCGGUGUCGCAGUCUUGGACGGGCGCGAUAUGA